ACUCAUUUGUAUUUACACUACAGAACACUUCUCGACAUCAGCGCCUCAAGGGACACACCAUAUCCCCAAGCCAUUUUUAUUCUCUAUUUACGGUCUUCAAGAUAAAAAUUACAUCAAAUCUUCGGUUAUAUUCAAAUGAUUUCUUAAACCAGAAGGAAUCUAUUGGAAAAGUCUGACUACUGAGCCCUUUGACAAGAAAACAAGACCAACAUGUCGGCAAACGAACCGUAUUUUUUGAACGUAACCGUGGAGAGUCCUGCAAGUCCCACAAGUCAAUUCACUUCCCUUGAAGAACGAAAUACUCUUGAACUAACACAAGCUGUGAUUCUGUGCACCGUGUUGGGCGUCGCCAGUGUUCUUGGAACACUUGGGAACUUAUUAGUCUUAACUUCCAUCAUCAAGUUUGAUUAUUUGAGAGAAAUUCCUGACUUUUUUAUUUUUAGCUUGUCGUUGUCUGACUUUCUUGUCACAGCAAUCUUUCAGCCCUUGCAAGCUUACAAAGUCACACAUUUGAUUCAAGUCUCCGGGAUUGUAGCAUUUUCGGAAAUAACGAGUCUUCUCGGGCAUAUCUCACUGAUUGCAUCCAUUUCAAACAUGUUUGGAGUAACUGUGGAACGCCUGAUUUCCAUUCGCUUCCCUUUGAAGUAUGAUUUCCUAGUGACUAAAUUUCGAGCCAAAGUCACCAUAAUCUGCAUCUGGUUUUUUUCGUUAUCCUAUGGAACAGUCUGGACACAGGACCUUGCUCCAAAAGAAUACAUGGCCAUUUAUUUCGUCCUGGUCCUCGUUGGAACAGCAUCGAUCUAUUUUUACAUAUUUCUCAUCGCCAGACGACUCGAAGGCAGAAUGGUGCAGACACAAAGAGAAUCAACAGACGCUGGAAUUCCUAACAGACGCCGAGAGAGAAAAGCUGCAAAAACCAUUGCAACCAUUCUAGGGGUUGCAGCUCUAUGCUGGCUUCCUCUUUUGAUCGUUCCAAACGUUCUCCCCAAGAAUUUGGAUCAUGCAACAUUCAUGAAAAUUUUCUUUCCUCUUCAGACUUUGUCGGUUUGUAAUUCCUCGAUCAAUCCUUACAUUUAUUGUGUGAGAAGUUCCAGGUAUUCCGUAGCGUUUACCAAGCUGCUUGGGUUACAAAAAAUUUUUAACUACAAAGUACAAGCUAAGGACACCAAAGGUUUGUCCGUUUGUCGUACUCAAGGCGAUGUUCCAAAACCAGAUACUCAGGCCCCUCAGAAAGACAUCAAAGAUGUCGCUUUGUAAUGAAACAAAGCAGAGAGAAACCAAAAGUUUUACGAAUUUUAAAUAAUUUCGGCCUCUACCUGUGAUUCGAUGGACUUUUCGCAACUCUGGGAGUAAUUGUAUACAUAUCAAAUUGAAAGCACUUUACCACAAGAUUAUCAAGUUCAGUCGAAUCAGAAGACACGACAGAUCGCAGGAAGGCAGGAGGGCAAACUUUGAAUUUUCUUUAUAACCAUACAGCUGUGCAUUAGUAGCAUGAUUUUCACCAAACGCAGGUAGCGUCCGGUUGUUCACAAGAGUGCAGAAAAACAAAAGGCCAACAGAACUAAUGCAACUGGGAAGCGAAGACAGGCCAUGAAGUCAAGGGUAAGCAAGCCACUGUCUGCUGACACCAUCCUUUGCCCUCACUGCCGUCUUUUCUUCAGGGCUAGGAUUGGAAUGCGCUCGUACGUUAGAAGAUCUCCUUGACCUCUAGAUGACUAUAUCGUCUUCGUCAGAAAGGCUAACAUCGUGCGUCUGGUUGUCAUCUUUACAGCUUGUCUCACUUCCUUGAUAAGGAUCACUUCCUUAAGAAAAAACCAAAAAUACCGUGAUGCAUUCUACAUGAACUACAUAUGAACUGUUUUGUGAAUCAAUCGUAAAACUACGACAGCGAUGAGAAUUAGAUAAAAGAGUUAUCGGCUGUGAAUAUCGUUUUCAUAUUCAAAAGAGUUAUUGUUGCAAAGAAUCCUCUAAUUAAAAUUUUAAUUGUCAUUAGAGUAUCUGCAGACCUUCCUGUCUAAAACUGUCGUUUACUUUGCUGGAAAAUCUGAGUUUGACGACGACGCAGCUGAAUAACUGUUUUCAUGUGACCAAAGCCUGACAUGGCCUGACAAUACAUAAGGGCGUGAUUAUGAACGAAAAAAUCUGGAAAAUAUCUUUCUGCAGGAAGUUCAGCAUACCAAGUGAAAUUUAUGGCACCCAAAAGAGCACGACUAUUGCGCGGAAUUGGAAUGAGUUGCGACACUAAAAAAAAUUACAUAAUUUUUCGAAAGGAGCGUAGCAAUGCACCAAUCACUUUUCUACUGUGGUAAAUACAAGGAUCAUUGGCACUGAGGCGCAUUUCUGUAAUACCGCACAUUUAGCGGUCUUUAGGAUUUACAACCUUUAUAAUGUUACAGUGAGCGUUUAGCUGCGCUGUGACGCGCACCUGCAUCGAAACGCGGACAAAAUAUUUAUUUUGAGACGCGAAAUUCAUCUCAAAAUUAGGUUUUCUCUGUGUUAGACUUUGAUGCACUACAAAAAAGUUGAUUGUUAAAUUAGAAAAAAAG
Messenger RNA from Pocillopora damicornis (cauliflower coral), 2546 nucleotides. RefSeq names its product melanocortin receptor 5. Gene Ontology annotation, biological process: G protein-coupled receptor signaling pathway. Gene Ontology annotation, molecular function: G protein-coupled receptor activity. Gene Ontology annotation, cellular component: membrane. The record is from RefSeq and is a predicted model, not a curated record. NCBI's taxonomy places the organism in Eukaryota, Metazoa, Cnidaria, Anthozoa, Scleractinia, Pocilloporidae.